AUGGGACACAAUAAUGUGGCAGGAAAUAUCAUAGAAAAGACAGAGAAAUAUAAGCGAUUACUUGCUGAUAGCAAUGUCCCUACCGAAGUCCCAGAGCCACGUAUUACAGCUUUUUAUGCCUAUAUGAGUAACAUUGAUGCUAAUCCAGGAAAAGGUCAUACAUUAAAAUUCGACGUCAUCAAAACAAACAUCAAUGGUGGCUAUAAUCCAUUUUCUGGAAUAUUCACGGUCCCAGUUGACGGUGUGUAUGUGUUUACGUUCAACUUGAGGCUAUAUUCUGGUGUUUAUGGAGCAUACGAAAUAAUCAAAAACGCCGAGGUUGAAGGUGCAGCAGUAGGAAUUAUCACAGGAACUUCCACACAGUUACAAGUUACUGAAACAAUUGUAUUUUCUGCUGAUAAGGGCGACAUUGUCUAUGUAAGAACACAUCCAACUCUGACGCAAACAGGAGGUGUUUGGACCAAUGAACAUGGCAGAUCUAUGUUCGCUGGAUGGCUAAUUUCAUAA
This is a messenger RNA of Mytilus trossulus (common blue mussel), 507 nucleotides long. RefSeq names its product complement C1q-like protein 2. NCBI's taxonomy places the organism in Eukaryota, Metazoa, Mollusca, Bivalvia, Mytilida, Mytilidae. Gene Ontology annotation, molecular function: protein binding. The record is from RefSeq and is a predicted model, not a curated record. Bases 1 to 507 code for a protein of 168 amino acids. The transcript is spliced from 2 exons.